AUUUUCCAGCGCCUCGCGUCAGUGCGUUGCGUUUUUUCACGUUUAAAAGGGGGCUGGAUACAUAUAUGGAAAACACUCGACGCAAAAGCCAAAAUGCCGAAACAUGUCACGUGUGCACAAGUUUAAACAUCACUACGUAUUUCCCACUCCGUUGCGUCCUCCAGCUGUUUUUGAUCGCUAGAACGCGCCCUGUUGCAAACUGCCUCUGUAAUAACAGACGCGCGCGACCACGCCUAUCCCAGCAGGAGGAGUAGAUGAAAGAGUAAAAGCGCAGAAGUUUGUACUCUCAGGAUUACAGCUGCAGAGAAAACUUUCCUGUUGAAAAUGUCAGGAGUGGCAUCCACACUCGCCAAAAACAGGGCACUGGUGGCUGGUUUCGGCACGAACGCCAACGCUGUGAAAUACCUGAACCAGAACUUUGAGUCUCUCAGAAGUGAGUGUCUGAGCCGAGGUCAGCUCUUCUGCGAUCCCACAUUCCCAUCCGCACCUGAAUCUCUGGGCUUUAACGAACUCGGACCGCGAUCUUCUAAAACCAGAGGAAUCCAGUGGAAAAGACCAGGGGAACUGACAUCCAAUCCUGCGUUUAUUGUUGGAGGCGCUACAAGAACAGAUAUUUGCCAAGGAUCUUUAGGUGAUUGCUGGCUCUUAGCAGCUAUUGCCUCUCUAACCCUCAAUGAAGAUGUUCUGACCCGUGUCGUACCAUCCAACCAGGGCUUUGGACAAGACUACGCUGGCAUUUUCCACUUCCAGUUUUGGCAGUUCGGGGAGUGGGUUGAUGUGGUGGUGGAUGACCGGCUGCCCACUAGAGAUGGAGAACUGCUGUUCGUUCAUUCGGUCACAAGCUCAGAGUUCUGGAGCGCCCUGCUGGAGAAGGCCUAUGCCAAGGUGAACGGAUGUUAUGAAGCUCUGUCUGGUGGUUCCACCACUGAGGGCUUUGAGGAUUUCACUGGAGGGAUUGCAGAAAUGUACGACUUGAAAAGUGCUCCACCCAACUUGUUCCAAAUUAUCAGGAAGGCCCUGGACUCUGGAGCUCUGUUGGGCUGCUCCAUUGAUAUCACCAGUGCUGCUGAUUCUGAGGCCAUCACUAAUCAGAAACUUGUGAAGGGACAUGCUUACUCUCUUACCGGGGCAAUUGAGGUUAAUUACAAAGGCCGAAAGGAGAAGCUGGUCCGGGUUCGUAAUCCUUGGGGUCAAGUGGAAUGGACAGGGGCCUGGAGUGACAUCUCUUCUGAGUGGAAUGCAGUCAGUCCAUCUGAACACGAGAAUGUGAAGGCAGAAGACGGAGAAUUCUGGAUGUCAUUUUCAGAUUUUGUGAGACAUUAUUCUCGUAUAGAGAUCUGCACUCUGACACCAGACACACUGACUUCUGACGCAGUCAAACACUGGAGCACGAGUAAGUUCGACGGAAGCUGGAGAAGAGGCUCGACGGCUGGUGGCUGCAGAAAUCAUCCCUACACAUUCUGGAUGAAUCCUCAGUUUAAGAUCAAACUAGAGGAGGAAGAUGAUGAUCCUGAUGAUAAUGAAGUGGGCUGCAGUGUGGUCAUCGGUCUGAUCCAGAAGAAUCAACGCAAACUGCGGAAGGCUGGAGAAGACAUGCACACCAUUGGCUACGCCAUCUACGAGGUUCCUCCUCAGUUCCGUGGGCAGAAGGAAGUUCAUCUGGAUAAGAAUUAUUUCCUCUCACACGCUCAGAAAGCUCGAUCCGAGACCUUCAUCAAUCUGAGAGAGGUCAGCACCCGCUUCAAACUUCCUCCUGGAGAAUAUCUCAUCGUUCCCUCCACCUUUGAGCCGCACAAGAACGGAGACUUCUGUGUGCGCGUGUUUUCUGAGAAACAGUCUGAGAUGCAACAAUGUGAUGAUCCUGUGGAAGCAGACAUAGAAGAUGAGAUUGUGUCUGAAGCAGAGGUGGAUUCUGGAUUCAGGGGGCUGUUUACCAAACUAGCAGGAGAUGACAUGGAGAUUUCUAGCUUUGAGAUACGAACAAUUCUCAACAAAAUAGUCUCAAAACGGACAGAUAUUAAAACGGAUGGUUUCAGUUUGGAUACGUGUAGGAUCAUGGUGAAUCUCAUGGACGACAGUGGCAAUGGUAAAUUGGGGAUAGCCGAGUUUGCCACCCUGUGGAAGAAAAUUCAGAAGUAUCUGAUCAUUUACAAGAAGAAUGAUAUGGAUGGAUCCGGCUGCAUGAGUACACCAGAGAUGCGAAUGGCUUUGAAGGAAGCAGGGUUCUCUUUGAAUGACACCAUUCAUCAGCUUCUGGCUGCACGAUACGGUGAAGCAGACAUGACCAUUGACUUUGAUAACUUUGUGGCCUGUUUGAUGCGGCUAGAGAUGAUGUUCAAAGUCUUCAAGAAGAUUGACAUUGACAAGAGUGGGUCCAUUGAGUUAACCUUAAACCAGUGGCUGAUCAUGUUUACAUAUGGAGGAAUCUCAGCACACAUCAGUACUAACAGGCUGAAAGCGGAGGGCAUGGGUUCAUUCGAGCAGGCCAUACACUUUCAGAACCAGGAUUAUGAAGCCAUCAGACAGGAGUGUCUGGAAGGAGGAUUCCUGUUUGAAGAUUCCUGCUUUCCCGCUGAGCCUCCAUCUCUUGGCUUCAAAGAACUCGCCCCGUAUUCCUCUAAAACCCGCGAUGUGGAGUGGAUGCGUCCAACGGAGCUCUGUGAUGAUCCGCAGUUCAUUCUGGGCGGAGCUACGAGGACGGACAUCUGUCAGGGAGCUCUGGGUGACUGUUGGCUUCUGGCUGCUAUAGCCUCACUGACACUUAAUGAAAAGCUUCUACACAGAGUUGUUCCUCACGGUCAGAGCUUUCAGGACGGAUAUGCUGGAAUUUUCCACUUUCAGUUCUGGCAGUUUGGCGAGUGGGUGGACAUUGUGAUUGAUGACCGGCUGCCGGUCAAAGACGGAGAGCUCAUGUUCGUCCACUCAGCAGAGGGAAAUGAAUUCUGGAGUGCCUUGGUUGAAAAAGCCUAUGCUAAGUUAAACGGCUCUUAUGAAGCUCUCUCUGGAGGUUCCACCACUGAAGGUUUUGAGGAUUUUACAGGUGGAGUCUCAGAGAUGUAUGAGCUCCGGAACGCCCCGAAAGAUCUUUACAGAAUCAUCAGCAAAGCCUUGGAGAGAGGCUCGCUGCUGGGCUGCUCCAUCGAUAUCACCAGUGCCUUCGACAGUGAAGCCGUUACGUUCAAGAAGCUGGUCAAGGGUCAUGCUUACUCUCUGACUGCUCUCAAACAGGUGGAGUUUAGGGGCAGUAUGGAGAGGCUUAUCCGCAUCCGUAACCCGUGGGGUCAGGUGGAGUGGACAGGGGCCUGGAGCGAUAACUCCUCUGAAUGGGAUGAGAUCGAUGAAUCUGAGAAAGAUGACCUGCACUUGGAGAUGGAGGAUGGAGAGUUCUGGAUGUCGUUCAGUGAGUUCUUGCGGCAGUUCUCCAGAUUGGAGAUCUGUAACCUCACCCCUGAUGCUCUGAGCGAGGAUGAGGUGAGCCACUGGAACACCGUCAAGUUUCACGGCUCCUGGAGGAGAGGCAGCACGGCAGGGGGCUGUCGAAACCAUGCCAACACGUUCUGGAUUAAUCCGCAGUAUAAGAUCACUCUGCUGGAGGAAGAUGAUGAUCCUGAGGAUGAAGAGGUGGCCUGCAGUUUCCUGGUGGCCUUAAUGCAGAAAGACCGCAGACGGUAUCGCCGUCAGGGACAAGACAUGCACACCAUCGGCUUUGCAAUCUAUGAGAUUCCUGAAGAGUACGCCGGUUGUCAGAACGUGCAUCUCAAAAAGAACUUCUUCUUGACUCACUCAUCCUGCGCUCGGUCCGAGACCUUCAUUAACCUGCGGGAGGUGAGCACGCGUCUCAGCCUGCCUCCUGGAGAGUACAUCGUCGUCCCGUCCACCUUCGAGCCCAGCAAGGAGGCGGAUUUUGUCCUACGGGUCUUUACCGAAAAACAAUCACAGACUGAGGAGUUGGAUGAUGAGAUUUCUGCAGACUUCGAGGAUGAGGUGAGUUCUUGAGGCUACAUUGUGUAAGUGUAAGCAUCCAGAAAAACAUCUUGAGACUGAUGGAUUGAGACUUAGACAAACAUGGCUUGUUUGCUUUCCAUUCAGGAAGAAAUUGCAGAGGAUGAUAUUGACGAAUCUUUUAAGGCCUUGUUUGCUCAGCUGGCUGGAGAGGAUAUGGAGAUAUCUGUCCGUGAACUCCGGACCAUUCUUAACCGGGUCGUGUCCAAACACAAGGACCUUAAAACCGAUGGGUUCAGUAUGGAUUCUUGUAGAACUAUGGUCAACCUCUUGGAUAAAGAUGGUAGUGCACGCUUGGGCUUAGUAGAGUUUCAGAUCCUCUGGAAUAAAAUUAGAAAGCUGUUGGAGAUCUUCAGAGAAUUUGACAUUGAUAAGUCGGGGACAAUGAGCUCCUAUGAGAUGCGUAUGGCGGUGGAAUCAGCAGGCUUCAAGCUCAACAACAGACUCAACCAGAUUCUAGUAGCCAGAUAUGCUGAGAACGAAACCAUCGAUUUUGAUAGCUUCGUCUGCUGCUUGAUCAAACUGGAGUGCAUGUUCAAAUCUUUUCAGCUGUUGGACAGAGAUGGAACAGGAGAGGCGGAGAUGAACUUGUCUGAGUGGCUCUUCAUGACCAUGUGCGGUUGAGGUAGACCAUUCCCAAUGCAAGAAUGCUGCAAAGUGCCUCAAUACUAAACUCUUCAUGCAACAACCUCACUUUCACAAUAACCAUUAGAGAAAAGUGCCAAUAGGUUUUUUUUUCAAGAAUUUGUUUAAAUAGAAAAUAAUGCAUUUACACAUUAGAGAACACUACACAAGGUACACUUGUUGUCUGAAGAGGACCUUCACUCGCUGCUCAUGUCCUGACUAUAUGUGUGAGAAAACCAUAGGAUGAGUAUCUAACAAGCAUCUGAAUUUUGUCCUAAAUGGAAAAUCGGCCUUUGUUUGCAAGAGGUUGACUGUUGAUAGUUCCACUAAUAAGAAACCACAGCAUUGCAUGUUUUCAUAAAAGGUGAACUAAUAUGCCCUAGAUGCAGAAUGUUUUGUUGUAUAGGCUGAAUUUCAGUAUUGUCACUGAUAUAAAUAAAAUAUAGCUUCAGAA
Triplophysa rosa is the source of this 5080-nucleotide messenger RNA. RefSeq names its product calpain 1, (mu/I) large subunit a (gene capn1a). Gene Ontology annotation, molecular function: calcium ion binding; calcium-dependent cysteine-type endopeptidase activity. Gene Ontology annotation, biological process: proteolysis. NCBI's taxonomy places the organism in Eukaryota, Metazoa, Chordata, Actinopteri, Cypriniformes, Nemacheilidae. Gene Ontology annotation, cellular component: cytoplasm. The transcript has 41 exons. The record is from RefSeq and is a predicted model, not a curated record.